AUGGCAAGUUCACCGUCAGACAAAUCUACCACAAGCAAUCCCAGUACACCGGUCACCCCGGGCGACGAAACGACGAUGGAAACGAAUUCACCACUCUUGUCUCCCCAGUCGAUGGCCAAUGCAGCAUUGGCGAACGCUGUGUUCGCUCAACAAGCGCAGCGAACGGUAAAGUUGGCAUUUACCCAAGAGAAGGACAUACCUGUGAACGAAAAUGGCGAGACCGAACGACGAAAGCAGUUCAGCGACGACAACAAAGACGAAGAACGGAAUAACUGUAGUCACCAGCAGCUCGACAAGAACAAUGCCGUUGAAAGCAUUGUCAAGGAUCCGAAAUCUCGAAUCGAAGCGAUUUGGGGUAGCUCCAACUCAGACCAUACAAACGCCUGGAAGACAACAGCCGAACUCAUUCGUUCCGAAAUUGAAGCCUUGCUUAAACUCGGUACCGAGGCCUACCAAGCCGCCGAGUUCCAAGCUCGGGAAAGCAAGCUUCUCCAGGACGAGCUUGACGGUAAAGACGACGAGUUGGAACGGCUUCGUCUAGCCGAAUCGAAAGGCCGAGCUACUAUUGUGGCUGUUAAAAACCUGCAAUGCUCUCCUUUAACAAUGCGUCGUUAUACACUUGUUUUCAUCCCAUUCCGACAGAACUUGCUGCGCCAAGGAGAAACGUCCAAGGUAGACGCUCGAGAUGCCUCUCGUGCUGCUGUUUCGGAAGCUGGACUCCGUGCCGAACUGGGUGUCGUCACAGCGCAAAAGAACGAAUCGCUGGGGCAGGCGGAGGGGCAUAAACGCAAGGCCACUCUGUAUGAAGACGAGCUUCGUCAAGUCAAAACAAAACUAGCACGCGUUGUCCAAGAGAAAAUCCGAAUAGAACGCGAUCAUCGUGCGACGCUUUCGUUGGCCAAAAGUUUUGAUAGCCACGUUUCAUCCGAUGUGGAUUACUACAAACGAAAGGUCUCGGAGUUGAACGGGUACGUGCAGAACUUGAACGCUGUAGUGGCCGAAAAGAAUCGCCAAAUCGAGGACUUGCGUCGGCAGAUCGAGCGCUCCAUGUCUCAGAACCGUCUCGCCCAAUUUCGCGCCGACACCCCGGAUACUUUGACGAAAUAA
This is a messenger RNA of Phaeodactylum tricornutum CCAP 1055/1, 1107 nucleotides long. RefSeq lists its product with no specific name. The transcript has 3 exons. Lineage: Eukaryota; Bacillariophyta; Bacillariophyceae; Surirellales; Neidiaceae. The record is from RefSeq and is a predicted model, not a curated record. Bases 1 to 1107 code for a protein of 368 amino acids.